AUGAAACAUCAUCAUCAACAGCAUCCUCGUGGCCGUGCACUUCUUCGCACUCGUUCAAGAGGUGGCGAUGAAGGCCGGUACCUUCAAGGAGAAGGCAAUAACAACAAGAACAAUAAUCAAGAUGAUGCCCCACUCCCGACUCCUCCGCCUACCUUAUUUGCACCCACAAUGGCACCAACAAAAUCGGCAACCGUUACAAAUCGCCUGUUUCAAGGAUCUUUAUCCUUGGAAUGGAGUUUGCUCUUGCUGACAAAUGAUGAUGACGACGACGUGGGCGAAGGAUCGGCUUCUUCCAUGAUCAGCAACGGGGUGGAUGAGUUGAAGAAUUGGAUUGCUACAGAUUUUCUAUGCAGGCAAGACUCUAUUUGGUUGACGACCGACAUGAAGGACCUCGAUAGCGAUUGUCAGGCAACAUUGAGGAGGCGCACCCAAGAAGAUGCUUCAGUACCGCCCACUACUACCUCAGGGCAACCCUUUUAUCCCUACCGAACGAUACUAUGGAAUGAUCCGAAAGUACUAGAGAGUCGAGAAACUUUGGCAGCAACAAACGCCGAAUACACAGUUUGGACCAUCGAGUACCCAGUUUAUUCCUAUGCCAAUUUUUCCAACGAGAAGGAAAAAGCAGAAGGAAAACUUCAAGAACGCUUGAAUCAAAGAAUCGAAAACGGAAACAUGGCGUGGGAAGAUGGCAUUCUGGCCGUGGUAGGGAAUGAGAUGGAAGUGUUUCUGCCCACCAGCGGCAACCACUAUUGGCGCGGCAAUGACCACUUCAUGCUUGAUUUGGGCCCCAUCAUGAUUACUCCGCUUCAAGCCAUCGGAGCUGUAAUUAUUCUCCUGCAGACCAUUGGGCUGAUUAUUUUGCACAUCUUUGUCAAGCCAGUUUUGGCUGAUAAAGUCCGCAAAAAGAAGCUAGAGAAACAGCAACUGCUUGUAUAUGUUCCAACCAAACAAUACAGCAUUGGAUCCCAGCAGCUGCAAAGAAGUUCGUCAGGGCGUUCCCACAGAAGUCAGUCAAGCCGUACGCAAAGCUACACAAAGAGAGACUUCAUACCGAACAAUAUAGCAAUCCUCGAAGGAAAAGAGAGAAGUUCAGUGUGUUCCAGCACUGGUGGAUACCCUGUCCCAUACUAG
Cylindrotheca closterium is the source of this 1131-nucleotide messenger RNA. NCBI's taxonomy places the organism in Eukaryota, Bacillariophyta, Bacillariophyceae, Bacillariales, Bacillariaceae. The record is from the annotation of a GenBank genome assembly.